UCACGUGAGCAGGCGCUGCAAGAUGGCGAUGGUGGAGGGGUAAAGUUGGUGGCUGUGAGCGGUGUGUGUGACUGGGCGAGGGGCGGGAGGCGAGGACCUAUCUCCCCGAAAACCUCGCAAGGCCGAUUGAAGUCUCGCAGUUGGCUCGGGUUGGACACUACCCAAAUAGGGUGUCGCUGCUCCACUGAGUGGUAUCAUCGUGGCAAAAGAGGAAUCCAUGGAUCAACGUUUUGGAACAGGAAUAAAAUGGAGGAUUGGAAUUAAAAUACGUGGCUGCAGGAAAAUUCUGCUUUUGGUGGCUGGAGUGGAGGGGCUCAACAAAUUGGAUCCCCAACUUGAUGUGGAGAAGGGUGAAUAAAGAAGACAGUACUAUUUCCCCUCAAGAUCAGUCCCAAGAGAGAAUGUCCUGGAGAGACUAAAGCAUUGGGGAUUGAUUGGUUCACACAUAGUCUGAGCCAUGGCCACGAAUGGUACAAGUUCUUCAGCAAGCAACCAUACAACAAGAUCGCAACUUGGGAUAAAAGUCAUUUGUGCAAAGCUCAAAGAAAAUAAGAAGAACUGGUUUGGGCCCAGUCCCUACGUAGAAGUGGCUGUCGACGGCCAGUCAAAGAAAACUGAGAAGCUUACCAACACACACAACCCCAAAUGGAAACAGCAUGUCACAGUGAUUGUAACACCAUUCAGCAUGAUCCAUUUUCGAGUAUGGAGCCAUCAGACGCUGAAAUCGGAUGUCUUGCUGGGAUGCGCCACUCUGGACGUCUGUGAGACAUUAAAAUCUAAUAAUAUGAAAUUUGACAAUGUGGUUAUAAAGUUACCACUCAACAAUGAUCGUGAUAUCAUGGACGGGGGUGAGCUGAUUGUCUCUCUAGAUGGGUUAACUGUUGAUCCAGAAGUCUUGACCAAUGGACAUUCAGCAAGUACAGCAAGCAACUCAACGAAUGAAGGCUCCCGAUAUGGUAGUGAGGCAUAUAUACUAAAUCCCUCAAGUGCAAAUGGUGAUGCAAUGUCACAAGAAGGCUCAAUGGACACUGGGUCUGCUGAUGAACACAAUAUGAAUGGCAGAAAUACUCCAUCACCGUCUCCAAAAUCAAAGCCAGUAAGGCCUCCAAGACCCUUGAGACCCCCACCUCCGGUUCCAUCCAGACCCGUGAGCAUAGCAGUCUGUGAAAACGGGUACUCGGGUCCCAUGGAGAAUGGACCUGCUGCUGCUGUUUCAACUGCAACAAAUACCAUGCCUUCAGCUGCAGUGACAAAUUUACCAGAGCCAUCAGCCAGUGUUGCUCCAUCAGCUGCAACUGUCUCUCCUGGUGACCGUGCACUAAACACAGUGAACAAGGGUCCACUUCCACCUGGCUGGGAGCAGAGGGUGGAUCAACAUGGUAGAUUGUAUUUUGUAGAUCACAUUGAGAAGCGAACAACGUGGGAAAGACCACAGCCAUUACCUCCAGGCUGGGAGCGAAGGGUUGACGAAAGGCACAGAAUAUAUUACGUUGACCACAUUACCAGGACCACCACAUGGCAGCGGCCUACGGUGGAAUCUGUCAGGAACUUUGAACAAUGGCAGUCGCAGAGAAAUCAGCUUCAGGGAGCCAUGCAACAGUUCAACCAGAGAUUUAUUUAUUCGUAUCCUGAGCCAGUGGUGCCUGCUGAAUUUGACCCCCUUGGCCCGUUGCCAACUGGAUGGGAAAAGAGAACAGACACCAAUGGCAGGGUAUACUUUGUAAAUCAUAUAACGCGUACCACUCAGUGGGAGGAUCCAAGGACAGAGGGCAUUCUCAAUGAGAAGCCCUUGCCAGAUGGAUGGGAAAUGCGCUUUACAGUUGAUGGUGUUCCAUAUUUUGUGGAUCAUAACAGAAGAACAACAACGUACAUCGAUCCACGCACGGGGAAGUCAGCACUAUCAAAUGGUCCAAACAUCGCGUACGUCCGUGAUUUCAGAUCCAAAGUUUCCUAUUUCAGGUUCUGGUGUCAGCAAUUGGCUGCGCCUCAGCACAUCAAAAUAACUGUGACCAGGAAAACAUUAUUUGAGGAUUCCUUUCAGCAGAUUAUGAGCUUUAGUCCUCAAGACCUGCGACGGAGGUUGUGGAUCAUUUUUCCAGGAGAGGAAGGCUUAGAUUAUGGAGGUGUGGCAAGGGAAUGGUUCUUUCUACUUUCCCAUGAAGUUCUGAAUCCCAUGUAUUGUCUCUUUGAGUAUGCUGGGAAGGAAAGUUACUGCUUGCAAAUAAACCCAGCAUCUUACAUCAAUCCAGAUCAUCUGAAGUACUUCCGGUUCAUAGGGCGUUUCAUUGCCAUGGCAUUGUUUCAUGGGAAGUUCAUUGACACUGGAUUCUCUUUGCCAUUUUACAAACGGAUGCUAAGUAAACCAAUAGUAACCAAAGACCUGGAAUCUAUCGAUCCAGAAUUUUACAACUCCCUCAUUUGGAUAAGGGAGAACAGCAUAGAGGAAUGUGGUCUGGAAAUGUAUUUCUCAGUUGACAAGGAAAUUUUAGGUGAAAUACAAACGCAUGAACUGAAACCAGGUGGCAAUGAUAUACUGGUGACUGAGGAGAAUAAAGAGGAAUACAUUAGGCUUGUGGCUGAAUGGAGGUUAUCACGUGGCGUUCAGGAGCAGACACAAGCAUUCUUGGAGGGCUUUAAUGAAGUGCUUCCUUUACACUAUCUUCAGUCAUUUGAUGCCAAAGAAUUAGAGGUGCUGCUUUGUGGAAUGCAAGAGAUAGAUUUGAAUGACUGGCAGAGAAAUGCAAUUUAUCGGAACUACACCAGAAACAGCAAACAAAUAGUAUGGUUUUGGCAGGCUGUGAAGGAAAUGGACAAUGAGAAACGAAUGCGUCUGCUGCAGUUUGUCACUGGGACAUGCCGCUUGCCAGUUGGUGGUUUUGCUGAUCUCAUGGGGAGCAAUGGUCCUCAGAAGUUCUGUGUCGAGAAAGUGGGGAAGGAAAACUGGUUACCAAGAAGCCACACCUGUUUCAAUCGUUUGGAUCUGCCACCAUACAAGAGCUUUGAGCAACUGAAAGAAAAGCUGUUGUUUGCCAUCGAAGAAACUGAAGGUUUUGGACAAGAGUAACAACCGUGUGCUGUCUGUUAUUGUGAGCGGCUUUGUAAGAAGGAAUGCAUUUCCAUUUUUUGUGCUUUCUUUCCAGUAGACAUCUGUUUGCCAGACAUGUCAGGACAGACUAUUUGUGUCAGAAACCCUGUGGGGAAGUAGCUGUACAGCUUUGUCUAUCUGCAUUUGCAAGCUGAAAAUGCCCGAUAUAAUGAGGAAAUUGUACAUGUUCAAAUAGAAUUAAUGUGCUGUGAUAAACAGUUUCAACUGCAGUUUGUUCACUUGUAUGUGAGGAAACAACCGGGCUGCAUGAACAGGAAUACAGUCGGCUGCUCGUCAGCUGGUUGGUGAGGCUCUCCUACAUCUGACAGUAUCAUGCAGUUGAGGCUAAAGCAGGGCUGGAAAACUACCCUGGCUGAACCAUGUCCGAGUACAUCAACCCUCUCCUUUUCUUCACUUUCUGAGUGCAAUGUAUUUAUUAUGGUCCAUCACUGCUUCUUUGCCAUCCCCACUCGCACACCCUGCAUUCAUCUGUCCAGUAACCCAUCUUUAUCCCUUCGUUUGUUUAUAUUUAAUUCUACUAAGUUUUAAACAGUGUUCUGAAUUAUAAUUCAAGUGCUGCAAGUUUGAGGUUAUCCUUUCCAUCUAAGAAAGUCCUAUUGAAGUAUACUCCCCCAUUUUGCUGAUAAUCCAGUGAACAGAUGUCUACUGUGUAAUUUUGUACCUUUUAUUAAUUUUCUUUUGAAGUCAUUAUCCGUAAAGAAACAAUACUCAUGAUGUUAUUUUGAAUCAAACCCACCUCCUUCAUACAAAGGGUAAUUGGAAUGCAAAGGUCUCCAUUCUAUAUUUUUAAGUAAAUGCGAAAGGUUGCUGAGGUAGCUCUAGUUUUAUAGAGCAUGACUGGGAAAUGUUUGUGCUAUUUGCAUACUGAUGUACCUAAUUUGGGAACGUCUGCCAAAUAUAAGCAUUGGCUUCAACUGGAGCUUGAGCUCCCCCCCCCCCCCCACCCUUUAGUCUUUUAGACUUCUCCUUGCUUGUACAUAAAGCUCUGUGGAUGAUUUAGCACAAGCGACUCCUCUGAGGAUGUUUUAUAAUAAGCAGUCUCUCUCACGGCUCUCAAGGUAGCAUUGGAUCAAGCAGCUUCCCUACUCUCUUCCCCUAUCUUGUUUUAGAAGGCUUGUCCAGCACUUUGUAAGAGGGAUCUGUUUUGAGGCUUCUGAACUGUGGAAAGAGAAUAUUCUCCAAAACAGCAGCAAUCAAAGGCAACUUUUCAGAGACCAUGUCCUCAUGAGGUCACUUCAAUGACCAGAAGUAACUGCACAGAUUUUUUACUACCUGGAAUUGUUUGCUGUCUGUGAACUUAAUGCUUUCUGGAAUCACUGCAUCUUCUUAUCUGCUCUACCUCAUUCCUUGGAAAAUGAACUUCAAAAUGGUCCGAGCAGUUUAUUUAGGAUACUCAUAUAGAUUGAAUUAUCAGUUUUAACCCUGCCUCUACUUUUUAUCAGCACCAUUUCCUUUCCGCUUUGUGUUCUAACUCCAGACAUUUUCUGUUCACCCCAGCUACAGUCGGCAGGUGUACCCAAGCAAAGAAGCUUAAGUGAUUUCAUUUGAAAGCUAUUAGAGUAUGAAAGCGAAUCUUAGCAGGGAUAAGAUGUACCUACCCUAAAAUUAUUUCUAGGGAUAGUAUAAUUUUGUAUUCUAAACUGUGUUGAAUAACUUUGAACCCAAUAACGUCAUGAAAUCUCCACAGCAAGUUCACCAUUUCUGGUUACUAUCCAGAAAGGAUGUUAAUGUGUGAGGACAAAUUCCUGCCUAGCCUUGAUGUCCUCCUGCAUUAAAUUUCCUGUGAAGGAUCACUGGUUGGGCUUACACAUCCUUCAGCACCAAGAAGCUGGAGGCGACAGUGUACGAAUGGUUUAAGGAAAGAUGGGAGAAAUCUGAAUUACGCGUGACAGCAGUAGGAAGGAACAUGCCAUGUGUGAUCUGUGCUGCACUGUUGAAUAGGUCUGUGAUUAUUAUAAGUGCUUUGGUGUGCAUUGGAGUAAUUGCAUCUCCUAGCGAUGCUUUAAGGUUUUCCACUUGCUUAAUUUGGAAAGAUGCAAUUUUUCUAGCUUAUGAAAAAACAUAAAGAAAUGUCCAAGGCAUAGAUCUUGUGAGUUGAUACGUGGUGUCUGAAGGAGAUUUACUGUCCAGUUAUUAAUCUCGCUGGCUUGAGAUUUAAGUAAUUCAAUUUGUAAAUAAUUGGGAAAACACAAAACUUUGUCAUUUCUGCAAUUCAGCAGAAUUGGCGCUCUUUUCUCACCAGUCUCAUGCUCCGUUCUCCACAAGAAAGACCAAUAUAUCAUUGUAAAUUGGCUGGCCAUGCAUUGCUGGGUGCAAUGAUUCUGAGAGGGGGAAGUGGUCAAGGUCACUGCCAACUAGCUGAAUUGCAUUGGGGAUAUAAAAGGGAAAUUAAUCUGUGCCUGUGUGCACGUCUUUUGAACACCUGGCUGAACACGGCUUUGCAUUUUGUACUUAAAGUGGUCUGUCUGGACUUGCUGGGCAAACUCAAGUGGAAAGCUGUAGCUAAGUCCGAAACUGCUGGUGUGAUGAAACAUCUUCAACGAGAGACUGACAUGUCGGGUUAUGGAAAUUUAUUUCAAUAGCUCACUCUUAAACCAUUUUGUAAUAUAUUGUUAAGAUUAGUUAUAAGCUCUAUGUAAAGGAUACCAGAGAGCUUUUUUGUGAAAACUUGAAUAUUUUGAUUUUAUGAAAUCUGUUUGCAUUUGUAGUUGUGGCUGCAGCCUUAACCUUGAAACCAGCAAAACUAGACCUGUUGGUGGGUGCAAGUUCAGAGAUUGUGAGGUCCUAUAUUGUGACUGUCUCAUGUUGUGGAAGGAAGAUUUGGUUUUGUGUGCUAACUAAUGCCCAGUAAAAACCCUUGCUGGGUCGAUCCAAGUGUGGACUUGGCGCAUUGAGGGCGAGGCCAAGACCAGCCGCUCCCAUUUUCUGAUGCCUCUGCUUAGAUACCUGAAGCCCCAGUGAAGCAUUCCCUUGCAGGAGUUGGGAUUACCAUUCUCAUUUUGAAAGUUAUAUAGACUCUGAAGCCUGCUUCGACUGUUUUAACAUUUAAAUAGGAUGCUAGUCGGUAGCUGCGCAAAAUUAGCCGGCUGUUUUUCAGUCAGGGCCCUUAACCCCUGGGUCUCGUUAUCCUGCACUUCAGUUAGCUUGACCUAUGUGGCCUCACUAUGGGGGUCUGCCCGCUCCUACAUCAAAUGGCGGCGAUCACAUUGUAUUAAUAUCUCAGGCAUGGUUGAUCGACACCUGAGUAAACAAAGAAACCACUCUCGGGUACCUAUGUUUCUUGUGCUAUUUGUGCACUUCAUUGAAGGUGUAUGGAGAUACCAGUUAGCUGGGUUAAAGACCAGUCAGAUAUAUUUAUUGUUAACAGGUGAGAUUAUGGGAGCAACUAAACAUGGUUCCUCCCUUGCAGGCCAGUUUUGUUUCUCCUUAGCCUUGAUUAAUAUUUAACAACCUUUGUAAUCUUGUGUGAUAUACAUUACUGAGAAUGCAAUAAGCGAAUGUAGGCUAAUACUAAAUAUGAAGCUCCCGUUAAAUGUGAAUAAAUAAUUAUUUGAAUUUUUUGGAAUGCAUGUGCUGUACUAGGCAGCACUUUACACAGUUGUAUCUCAGCCUCUAACCCUUGCCACCUGCUUGCCACAAAUGGACUUUUCCACUUAACACCCAACAAGAAUCUAUGGUACAUUUCUUCCUUCUCAGCUAGCAAGCAACAACACAUUUUCAGGAAAAAAUGAGGUGUGGAACAGUCCUUUAUUGCUGUUUGUCUGUCUCCAUCUCGCCUUACCACUCCUCCUCCCUUUUUCUCUUUGUAAAAAAAAUAUGCCAUACCUGUGUUAGUCUGACCCUUUGUUAUCUGAUGCACACUGAUUGCUAAAUCCCACUGGUGUCCUAUAUGUAUAGAUACAGUGACUUGCAGCUAGGGGCUUAUUCUUGUUAACUAAGCAUAUCUAAUUCACAAAGUGACAUGUCAUGUCCCCACCUUUUGUCAAAACAGGAGACUGAGGAACUGCCAUUCACCUGAAGGAUAAUUUAUAGAUGCACCAAUCCAAUCACAAACUAGUUCAUUAGACGAUGGUACCGCAUGGUUUUAGAGUUGUGAAACAGAGUAAACUUAGCAAAUUUUAUUCAGAAUCAGGAUCACUUUAUUAUCAAUAUGUGAAACAUACCAGAAUUGAUAGUUCAGUUUCAAGCAAAAAGCACCGGACAGUACCAUAACAGGCAACACAAUAGCAACCAACCACUUACAAGUCAUAAGCAAAAGAAAUACUGCAGAUGCUGGAAAUCCAAAGCAACAUACAAGUCAGUAGUGCAAACAGUUCAUGAACAGUCAAUAAUUAGCAGAAUAGACAGGCUUAAAUUUUGUUUGUUAGUGGGAGGCAAUGCUUGAAUUUAGUAACACAGUUUUGACACUUCUAACCAUCCAAAUCGAACUAGACACUGAACUAAUUCAGGAAACCAAUUCGUCCCCCCUCAUGAUGGUAAUGAGCAAGUUCUGCAGGAACCCAUGAGAAGUUGCUUUUCUCUAAUACUGCUGAUCAUUGUUGCUAAGGAUAUUGGGGGCAAAUAGUUUUACUCUGUGGUGGGAGCUGGAGAUGGAGCUAGUGUGUGUUGGUGUGAAUGGAUGCAGAUUUCCGACUUUAGUUGAAUGUAGCAAAAAAAAACUCCCUACACAAUUCAUCCCAAGUUUAGACAAUUCCCACUCUAAUGACUUGGACAAAAGAAUUAUUUUCACACUAUCACCCCACCCCCUUUUCUUCCUGUUAGUACAUGAGCUUGCAAAUGUGCAUGUUGCAGCUUUAAUUUCCCCACUCAUCCUCAACAAGAGUUUGUAAAGAGAUGCCUAGUAUAAUUGUCAGUGGCUCCUGACGCAUAACUCAGUUGUACGGCUGCUGGUUUGAUUCCUGACUUGUUCCUCUUUUAUUUUUCUUAGCGGGUGGGGUCUGGGGAGAAGUAAGAUCGCCCCAAUGUGCCAUGAAGUAAGCCCUGCUGGAAGUGUGUUAAAGUCUAGGGGUUUAGGAUGACUCACUCGAUGAGAUUGUAUCCUGGCAGGACUCAGCAUCUUCAAGGGUAGGAAAGGUGAAAAUGUGUCAGCAACGUGUUUGAUCGAGUACCUGACAGCCUUGAAACACAGAGAAAGCAAAAAGGGAAAUUCCAUUGUGGCUGUAAGUCUGCCAUUUUGUUCAGGAAAAACUGGAAUCUGAAGCCAACCGUGCUACACCAUGAUUUUAGUUACACAUUCUAAAGUUACCCACUGUGAUACCUUUUUUUUUAACUGACUUUCAUUCAAUCUGUGUAAUCCAUUGUCAUUUGAUGAUGAUUUGAAGUACUUUGGAGGCUUGGUAAAGGCAAGGCUCAGCUACUUAUCCAAUGGUUAUGGCCUGGAGAUUUUAAAUCUUUUUUCUUUGACUUUAGGGUGGCAGAAUAGAAAAAGACUAGUCUGUUCCAGCUCUUCACCUGUUCCAUUUUUACAAUCAUAAACAUGCUAAAAGCAAGCAGUUUAGGUAAAAUAACAUCUAAAGCAGGAGUUCCUAACCUUUUUUAUGGCGUAGACCAAUAUCGUUAAACAAGGAGGUCCAUGGACCCCAGGCUGGAAACCACUGAUCCAAAAAAACUUGAAAGUAAGUUCCCCACCCCUCUCCCUGAAGUGCAUUUAUACUCAUUUGUCCGCUCAUUCAUUCAUUCAGCAAUCAUUAGAAGUUUCCAAUGGUUUCAUCUGCGUGACUACCAUCUUUUUCCAUUUGUUGGUGUUAAAUGAAUUUUGACAUUUUUCAUGUUAUGAAUGAUGAGACUUAAAUUUAAAGGUAGUGUUUUUUAAAAAAAACAAACAAAAAUGAUUGGCAACUCAUCUUCUUAUCUAUGAAUACCAUGCAAGCUGUCCACAGCAAAUCAUAGAAAAGGUAUUCUGCUGGAAAUCCAGAGAAACACACACACACGAGGUGCUGGAGGAACUCAUCAAGUCAGGCAGGGUCAAUGGAGAGGAAUAAAACGGUAACAUUUCAGACUGAGACUCCUCAUCAGGACUCAACAAAGGUCCUGUUGAAGGGUCUCAGCCUGAAACUUCCGACUCAUAAUUACUUUCCAUCGAUGCUGCCUGACCUGCUGAGUCCCUCCAGCAUUUUGUGUGUGUGUGUCCACAGCAAAUAUUUGAAAUCUUCCUUUGUGCCCAUCUGUAGGGAACCAAAUUCCUUUCAGACUUUUGCCAACUUAAUCUUUUGUAAUGUUGCACCAACCACGCACAUACCCAUUGGAUAAUUGCUGUGUCAUGGUCUUUUCCUCAUAUCCUCCUGUGUACUACUCGUCAAUGUAUAAAUAGCACUGAAUAAUAAUUUGAUUUAAAAUUAAAAUGUUCUUUUAAGUAACGAGCUGAAAAAUAUUUACAAGUAAAUUCUAUAGGAAAUUUAAUAGAUGUUAUUUCUGAAUCUGCAACGUAAUUUAAAGAAAUCCAGGAAUUAUCGUUCAGAUCUUUAAGCUUUCUACAUCAUGUUAAUUUCCACUGUAUGAUAUCUAAGAUGUAAAUCAUGUUAAUAUUUCUGUUUAAUCAUUUUGUAAUGUUCCAGAAAUAAGUUAAGGCUAAUAAGGUAAUUCUGACCUCUGGCACAAGCUUCUUAUCCUGUUUACCUAUGUAAAAAUAGUUAACAUUGUAUAUAAAAAAAAUUAAAAGCUUCUCAACUGUA
Hypanus sabinus (Atlantic stingray) is the source of this 9777-nucleotide messenger RNA. RefSeq names its product E3 ubiquitin-protein ligase Itchy-like. The coding region runs from base 458 to 3064 and encodes 868 amino acids. Gene Ontology annotation, biological process: ubiquitin-dependent protein catabolic process; protein K48-linked ubiquitination; protein K29-linked ubiquitination. NCBI's taxonomy places the organism in Eukaryota, Metazoa, Chordata, Chondrichthyes, Myliobatiformes, Dasyatidae. Gene Ontology annotation, molecular function: protein binding; ubiquitin protein ligase activity. The transcript has 26 exons. The record is from RefSeq and is a predicted model, not a curated record.